AUCCACGCACGCGCACAUCCACGAAACGCACGUUCAGGAUUGUUUUUGUGGAAAGGCUCAGGCAGCCGCGGAGUGUAAUCAGCCUCGGAGAUGUCCCAGCUCCGCGGGGAGAGCAGUGCCCCAGAAAUGAGCGCAGCGAAUGGCGACAGCGCCGUCUUGCAGACUGGACUGGGCGGCAGGAGGCGGGCGCGGGAAGCCCAGGAAGGCCCAGUGCUGGACGCUGCCCGCCCGGUGGCAAGGGUGCGGGACCCAGCUCCCGGGCCGAUCCCCAGCCACGUCCCCGGGCUUGUGUCAAUGCCCAGCCUGCACGGGCAGCUGGGCCUCAUAGGAAUUCAUCACCAGCGGUUAUUCCGCCAGUACCUGAAUAAUUCCCCCAUGAUCCCAGUCAGGACACUCCGAGACAUCGAGGCACGCCGCAGGCUGUUUGUGGAAGGCUGCAGGGCGAGGGAAGCAGCCUUUGAUGCGAAUCCCCCCGAGAUGGACUCCGAUGCCGUAGCUUUCGCCCUCGCUGUGACUGCCGCGGGGGCCGGCAGUCCUCUGGCCGACUGAGUCGGCGAUGAGGUGGGUGGCGAGGAGGUCCGGUGAAAAGGCGAAGGCGGGCUUGCACAGACCUACGUGGUCGUUAGAGGGGAAAUGCAAGCUUUCGAAGAGAACGCUGCAGUGCACAGUGGGACGCAGAAGCAGCCGGAAAAAGAAGUGCAAGGGCACCCGAGACUGUUAGAAGCUGCUUCCCGGGACACUUAGGACAUGGCGUUGUGACUGUUAGUCACCCUUCCUUCAGCGGUCGUGCGGACUCCUUCAACAUUAUAAGGGAUGGUUUUGCAAAGAUGAGUUGUAAGAAAAAUGGCCAGUGGUAGAACCCAAAGAAAGUAGCCAAGCUGACCGAAGACUUAAAGGAAAUGCAGUUGUUAGGAGUCCGCUCCUGUCCGAGUUGUUAGGAUUGGAAGGCUAUUGAGAGAACCUGGAGUCAUCCGUGGUCAUCUCAUUGUCAACUGACAGCUCUUGUGUAAAAUUAAUUUCCAUGUUUUCUGAAAAAAAAAAACUUCAGCUCUGUAGUCCUCAAGAAAACGUAUUUAUAAUGAGAUAAGUAUAUUUUUUAAGACCACAUGAAAUUGGGUAGGUGUGGUAAUAGAUUUCUUUUUGUUAUUGUUUAAACUGUUUUAUUCCAGACUGUGUUCACAAGGCUCAAAAAAACAAAGUGUGGGGGCUUGUAUUUAGAUACUCCCCCCAAAGCCUCGUGUGAUCAUAGGUGGGGUUUUUUCAGAGGUGGCUGAAUCUAGAGUGUGUGACUGAUUCAUGGGGCAGUGCUAGGAUUACGGAUGAGUAAUUACUAAAGAGUCCAUUGAUUGGUUUGGCACCACCACUACCCUGAUCCUGGUGGCCUGGAUACAGUAUAAGGGACAGAAAGAAGCUUGUCUUUCCCCUUGCUUCCUUGCUUGCUUGCUUGCUCUGUCACC
This is a messenger RNA of Chinchilla lanigera (long-tailed chinchilla), 1457 nucleotides long. It is a transcript of the gene Eid2b, whose product is annotated as EP300 interacting inhibitor of differentiation 2B. Lineage: Eukaryota; Metazoa; Chordata; Mammalia; Rodentia; Chinchillidae. Gene Ontology annotation, biological process: negative regulation of DNA-templated transcription. The transcript has a single exon. Gene Ontology annotation, molecular function: transcription corepressor activity. The record is from RefSeq and is a predicted model, not a curated record. Bases 91 to 549 code for a protein of 152 amino acids. Gene Ontology annotation, cellular component: nucleoplasm.